Molecule: messenger RNA, 1317 nt
Organism: Homalodisca vitripennis (glassy-winged sharpshooter)
Lineage: Eukaryota; Metazoa; Arthropoda; Insecta; Hemiptera; Cicadellidae
Product: stress response protein nst1-like
Exons: 2
Coding region: 1-669 (222 amino acids)
Source: RefSeq, a predicted model, not a curated record
AUGGAUGAAGAGACGCAAGAAAUAGAGCCAACACCGCAGAAGAAGAUGGAAGAGUUGUUAAAGAAGAUGGAGAACUGGUCUGAGAGACAGAUAAAGAGCAAAACAAUAAGCAAGACGCAAUUGAGUGAAUUAAAUAAGCUGGUGGUGAUGAUGAGGAAGGAGCUGAAAGAGAUGGAGAUAGAGAAGGCGAAGAUGGAAGGAAGGCUCGAAGAGCGGAAGGAGAUAGUAAACAUGUUUAAGGAAGCCCUGAAGGAGGAAGGAGAGAGAAAGAGCAGAGAAGGAGCACAAGAAGAAGGGACGACUAAGUCCUUCGCUGAUAUUGUGAGAGAUGAAAGAAAGAUGAAGGAGAAAAGGCCCCCUGCAAUUACAGGUAAGAGGGGAGAGCCGGCCAGAUCAUCAAACGUUGUGUUGGUGAGAAAAGAAGGAAGGGAAAGUGAGGAAGUGAGGAGAAAGAUGAAGGAGUUGAUAGAUCCUGGGAAAGAAAGGAUAAAUGUAAAGAGAAUGACAAAUGUGAAAAAUGGAAUCUUGCUGGAGGUGACCUCAAAAGAAGAGGUGAAGAGAUUAGUGGAGGAUGAAGGAAUGAAAAGAGAGGGAAUAGAGGUGAAAGCACCGGAUAAGAAAAGACCAAUGCUGAUGAUUUAUGAUGUUGAAAUGAGCUUAACCCUUUAAAGCAUAGUGGUCCCACCACGGGAUCACCUUUUUGUUUAUUUUCUGUUUCUAGCAGCACUGUGGUUCCGCCGUGGGACCACUUUUACUGUCUGCUUUGUGCUUCUAUCUAUCGGAAAAAAUGUGAACUACGUCCUCAAACUCAUACCAGCUGUUGCUAGCAGCCAUUCAAUCGUGGUUGUUCACUCCAUACUGACAGAUAGACGCUAACCUAUGUUUUGGUGUUGUAAAACUACAUUUAACAUUUCAUCUAAACAAGCAAAGUGAAGGAGCCACUUUAUCUCUGAAACAGUUCAGGAUCAACUUAUCACAAAGCUUGAUGUCCAGUGACAAGACUAGAAAUGGAAGCGGGAGAAAGAAGAAAAAUACCAUGUCCAGUUUCAAGAAAAAUAUUUCCACAGAAAUCAGAAGCAGUGGAAAUGUGCACCUACCUAUACAUAUGAGUAAGAGAAGAUGCGCCAACUGCAGCACAAAGGAGAAUCCUCAUCGUUCUUUUUGGGGUUGUAAAGCGUGUGAUGUUGCGUUGUGUUUGACUCAAGAAAGAAACUGCUUUCUGAAAUACCAUUCUGCCUAGUACAAGAAAAAAGUUUGAAUCAUGCAACAAUGCAUCCAAAUGUACAUAUUUUUCAAUAAAUUGAUGUUUUUAUUCUA